Messenger RNA from Volvox carteri f. nagariensis, 2820 nucleotides. RefSeq lists its product as uncharacterized. Lineage: Eukaryota; Viridiplantae; Chlorophyta; Chlorophyceae; Chlamydomonadales; Volvocaceae. Bases 1 to 2820 code for a protein of 939 amino acids. Gene Ontology annotation, cellular component: Mpp10 complex; small-subunit processome; sno(s)RNA-containing ribonucleoprotein complex. The transcript is spliced from 14 exons. The record is from RefSeq and is a predicted model, not a curated record. Gene Ontology annotation, biological process: rRNA processing; transcription initiation at RNA polymerase II promoter.
AUGGUAGGCACCAGGAGCUCUAAUCGUGGGCAACCGGACGCUGCAGCUCAGACUCCCAUACAGGCGCCACCGCAAUCAGCUGCUGCAACCCCAGUACGAGCGGGUGCUCGCACUCCCGCACGAGCCGGUGCCGCGACAACAGCCUCCAAGCGGAGGGGCUCUCGUUCCGCCGCUGUCUCCCGAGCAGCCACACCAGUGCCCGGGGGCAUACCCCCGACCCAUCCCCCCGCGGGGGAUGACAACCCAAAUCCCGGAGCGGACCCAAAGGACCCCCCACCGCGGGAGCAGCAGCAGCAGCAGCCCCCCGAGGAACCUCCCCGGCAGCAGCAGCAGGUGGAGGAGCAAGGAGGGAAGAACGAGGAGGGAGAUCGACCCUCCCAGCAGCAGGAACAGCAACAACAAGAACAACAACAGCAGGAGCAACAACAACAGCAACAACAACAGCAACAACAGCAGGAGCAAGAGCAGCAGCAGCAGCAGCAGCAGCCGGAUGCCCAGGGGGAGAAAACGAAGACCCGAGUGGAGAGCUCCUCCGUGUUCCUGAGGCCAUCCCGGGAGGUGGCGGCGGCGGCCAGGGAGGCGGCCAAGUUGUUGUACCAGCAGUGCUCCAGGGUUUUGCUGGAUGGCGGCGGGGCGGGCGCGGGGGCCCGGGCGGAGCGGAGGGCUCUCCGGAGCGGUUUCGGAGCGCCCCUCCCGGAGCUGCACACGGACACCUCGUUCGACCCGGAGCAAAUAUGGCUGCAGCUUGAGUUGGCGACGGAGGCGGCGGUACGGCGUGUACGGCGACUUAUUCGCGUGGCGGAGCCGCUUGGGGUUGCUGGCGGCGGCGGCGGCGGCGGUGCCGCUUCUGGCUUGCUGACGGCGGAGGCUGCGGCCGGUAUUGACCGGCUGCUUGCUGGCGGCGGCAGUAGCGGCAGCGAAGAUGGUGAUGAGGAUGGCAGCAGCGACGGGGAGGAGGAGGAGGAGGAGGGGGGGGCGGAUGCUAUGGAGGUCGACGACGACGACGACGACGAGGAUGAUGAUGAUGACGACGAUGAUGAGGAGGAUGAGGAUGAGGAGGAGGGCGCGGGCCGGGGGGGCCGGCGGCGGCGUCUUCAGGCCAAGAAGACCCGGAAAGAUGAUCAUGGCGGCGGCGGCGGUGCCAAGUCCAAGUCCAAGUCCAAGUCCGGGGGGCCGCGUUUGGAGGACCGGUUCUUCCGCCUCAGCGACUUGGAGCGAUACGUGGAGGAUGCGGAGAGGCGGGCCAUGGCAGGGGGGGAGGAGGAGGAUUUGUUUGGGGGAGGGGGUGAGGGGGAGGACGACGAGGAGGAGGAGGAGGGUGCCGGCCUGUUUGGAGCGAUGGAUGAUGACGAUGAUGAUGAUGAUGAGGCCAUGGAGGCGCUGCGAAAGAACGCGGCAGCUGCUGCGGGCAAGAAGAAGGGCAAAGUGGCCGGGAGGGGGGGAGGGGGGGCUGGUGCGGCGGCUCAGAUCAGAUACAAGGACUUCUUCGGGGGUGGAGACGGUGAUGACGAUGAUGAUGAGGAGGAGGAGGAGGAGGAGGAGGAGGAGGAGGGGGAGGAGGAGGAGGAGGAAGAGGAGGAGGAGGAGGAUGGCGGUGCAGCACGACGGCUCUCCGGCAAGAAGGCUGGUGCUCGCGGGGGUGGGGGGGGUUUCGCUGGGGAGGCAGAUGAUGACGAUGACGAUGAGGAGGAGGAGGAGGAGGGCGGCCUUUUGAAAGGCUCCAGGGAGCCCGAGUCCAAGAAGGCCACGAAGAGCUCUAAGGGCGCCAAAGACAGGCAGCAGCCGGACGUGAUGUCCGCCCAUGAACGAAGACUGGCGAGGAUGCAGGAGCGGGUCGCUGAGCUGGAGUCCGAGGCCCUGGCGGACAAGUCCUGGCACUUGGUGGGGGAGGUGGCGGGCACAUCGCGACCCCUGAACAGCGCCUUGGAGCUCGACAUGGACUUUGAAACGACGGCCAAACCCGCGCCCGUACAAACGGAUGAAAUGACCAACGAUCUGGAGGCCAUGAUCAAGAAACGCAUCGCGAAUCGCCGGUUUGACGAUGUCGUACGUGUCGUACCGCCGCCGCUGGACAUCAGGAAGAAGGAAAUUGAGCUGGACGACACAAAGGCCAAGUCAGGUUUGGGGGAGCUGUACGAGCAGGACUAUGUACGGAAGGUCACGGGCGGUACGGCAGAGGACAAGGACGAGAAGUUACGACAGGAGGCUCGGGCACUGUUCAAGAUGCUGUCUUUCAAACUCGAUGCGCUAAGUCGGUUCCAUUUCGCUCCGAAACCGGUGGUGGAGGAUAUGACCAUCCGCAGCGAGGUUCCGGCCAUCGUCAUGGAAGAUGCGGCCCCCGUGGGUGUCAGCAACGCCGACAUGCAGCUGCCCAGUGAGGUGUACAAACCCGCCACCAAGGACGGCAAACCGCUGGCGGAAGGGGAGCUGUCGCGGGAGGAGCGGAAGCAGCGGCGGGCUCGGAAGAAGCGGCAGCACAAGGCCAGGGAGAGCGUCAAGGAGGCGGAGAGGAGGGCGAGGGGGACGGCGGAGGGCGGUACGGCACAUGUUGUGGGACGCAAGUCGGCGGACACCAAGGUGACGUCGGGAAAGGGCGUCAAGGUGGUGGAGGGGGCGGGGGCGGCGCGGCAUGGUCGUACAGACCUGGGAAACUCAUCUGCCGUGUUCGCGAAGCUGGCGGCGGAGCAGGCGGCGGCGUCAGCUGGGGUGGGCGGCGGCGGCGGCGGCAAGGUGGCGCGGGAGCUCAAGCGGAAGGCGGCGGACGGCGGCGGCGGCGGCGGCGGCGGCAGUCAGAAGCGGUCCUCGGCGUUCAAGCUCUAG